Messenger RNA from Rhipicephalus microplus (southern cattle tick), 2600 nucleotides. RefSeq lists its product as uncharacterized. The record is from RefSeq and is a predicted model, not a curated record. NCBI's taxonomy places the organism in Eukaryota, Metazoa, Arthropoda, Arachnida, Ixodida, Ixodidae. Gene Ontology annotation, cellular component: cytoplasm; nucleus.
CCCCGCUGCCCCGUAGUCCAUCUUUGACGCGUAAUGAGGCGCGAUAGCAUGUCUUGUAGGCAUCGCGCGUACAACGUUUGUGUGCCGUUUCGCUUCGCGCUUUUCGAUUGGACCGCGUGUUUGAAUGAGUGCCGUGUCGACUGCUUUUGCUACUGCGGCUACAGUGAACGGGUACAGGUUACGGGACGGGUCCGAGACGUGCGCUGCUGCCCCGUAGCCGAAGCACCGUAAAAAUAUAAUGCGCGUAUGUUUUCGUCCGUUGUGAAUGCCGAUGUUGGUUAAAAGGUAUGACGGGGAGGUGACUUGAAUGCGGUUUGGUGUCUGUCACGGGCGUUUCUGACAAUUUUAACUGAAACAAGUAAUUCAAAAGUGGCCGUGCGACUUGAACCUUGUCUGUGGUCCUACGUUGUUAUGUGUCGCCGUGAUGCCGAUGUUGCGUUUUUUAUUACGAUGGAGUUAAGCCGGCGUGGCCCGUGUGUCAAGCCUUCUCUCCUCUCGGCUGAAAGAGCCGAAGUCCUCAAGAAAGCGGCUAGGGCGCGUAUAAAGGCGCAUCGCAGACGCUGGAUCAAUCGGUGCGCCAACCCGGAUGAAGUUUGCGAGGAUGCUGGUUACGAAGCGGUACCAACAAUGACACUUUGCGAAUCCCGCGCCAGAGAAGUGGAAGAACAAGUGGACUACGGCCGAUCGAGUCCCGAGAUGCUGCCAGAUCGAGAACCGCGACUUGUGAAGCAAGGCCGGGACCUUACAAGUCCGCUCAAGCAUGACCCAGUCGUUGUCACACCUGUGAAGGAGUCUAAAGCGAAGCCGAAGUGCGUCGCCAAGAAAAGUCGGGCCAGUCGCAAGACGCGUACGAAAGGGUUGGAGGUUCCCGACCAGUUGGCAUCAGGUACCGGUGAUAUGCUUCAUCAGUGGCUACUGAAGUCCAUAGAGGUCAUGGACGAAGACUCUCGCUCAACUGACUCUCCGAGUCAGAGCCAGCCUGGUACACCCCUGCAGGCCAGCCACAGCCCAGGCGCCGUCAACCUCGGACUGGUCGCUGGCGAAGCUGCGCGUCAUCCGCAAACGUCCAAGUACACGCAGCUCCUGGCAGUCAUUGAGGAGCUCGGACGCGACAUCAGGCCGACAUACGCUGGGAGCAAGUCGUCAGCCGAGCGCCUCAAGCGAGGCAUUGUGCACGCACGCAUUCUUGUCCGGGAAUGUCUGAUGGAAACCGAACGCAACGCAAGGUCGUAGCGCGGCCAACGUCGGUGAAAGCCGAGCUGCACACCACCAUUGUGAGACGCGUUUGCAGCACUGACAGCGAGGAAACAUGCAUCAUACCUGGCUCUGCUUCUCUACGGCGUGUUGGUCUGGCAUCUUUACUGUCAGAAUCCUAAGUGAAAAAUUGGGCACAAGAAAUGCAACAGAGAGGGACUCUAGCUUCUCGCAUCACUGUUUCAUAGUUCUCAGUGCUGUCCACGCGUUUCAUAACCUUAUCUAAUGCAUCCUUGACCCCACACAGCCCAACUUCCCAUUGUUUCUUAUGCAUACUUUGAAUAUGCCAGAUUGAAAAUGCAUAGUUUGAAAAUGACUAUUAUAAUACUAAUUAUUUGCUAUGAUAAGCAUGUUACUCAAGUAACGUUUAAUUGCCUUACCAUUUGGAGGCGUGAAUGUACUGCUAAUAGCCAGCAAUUAUAACUGAACAAGUUAUGGUAAUCCUUUUUUCUGAAAUGUUGCUUGGGCUUUUGCGGGGUUGAUUAGGUGGUGCGUCUUUCAAGAGAUUCAUAAUGUAUAUCGAAGAUGAACUUUCCUAGACUGCCAAUUCAAUGUUCUAACGACACCUUUCUUGUUUGGUUUGAGGACAGAGCAACCCUUUAAGAUUAUAAAGUGCAUUUUCUUGCAAAUAGGCUGUUCAGAGCGAUGUGGUAAGACGCACGACGGUCUCGCAUCUUUGUAGGACAUGCCUGAAUUUAAUUUUAUUUUAAAAUCCGAGUGCUGAAAAUCGCUCAUAGUUGUCGCAAUGCCAUUUUAUGAUGCAAACUAGUGUGUCGUUUCGUACUUGUACCAGCGUUUCUGUCUCAUGUUGGUGCUGACAACGCUCCAUAUACAUGUCACUUAGCGCACCAUGGGAAUGGAAAAGCCAUUUUUGUCACCUUCGUUAGUUUAUGGUUUUUGAGGUUGCAGCAGUUUAGAAGUAAUAAGCAUUUUGAAAUUUUACUUAUGUAUAACUUAUGAAGAGCGCAUGCAUGGUGUCUGGCAGCAACAACCAUAGUGCAAGGUCAUCUUGUGCAACGCUCCUCAUAUUUCACUUUUGGGGCGAGAAGGUCAUGCUGUACUGAAGUGUGCAUUGUGAAAUCGUUAUAUGUUCAGUUAGCAUUCACAGCCAAGCCAGGCACAAUCUUGGAGACUCGAAGGUGCUUUGUUAAACAGCACCCUUGAAUCAAUCUCUGAAUCUCGAAACUUCAAAAUAAACCACACUUUCCUUUUGUUAACCAAAUAAACUUGCGGCAUGCACCGAUCUCAGCGCGCUGCUUUUGAUACGGAAGCCAGUGGCAUAUUGUACAAAUGUGCGUGCCAAACAUUGUGUACAAAAUGAAGGAAUAAAAAAAUUACCAAAGCAA